Messenger RNA from Bicyclus anynana (squinting bush brown), 1419 nucleotides. RefSeq lists its product as uncharacterized. Gene Ontology annotation, cellular component: membrane. Bases 1 to 1254 code for a protein of 417 amino acids. Gene Ontology annotation, biological process: monoatomic ion transport. The record is from RefSeq and is a predicted model, not a curated record. The transcript has 7 exons. NCBI's taxonomy places the organism in Eukaryota, Metazoa, Arthropoda, Insecta, Lepidoptera, Nymphalidae. Gene Ontology annotation, molecular function: extracellular ligand-gated monoatomic ion channel activity.
AUGAUUUAUGGGCGCCGGCAGCGGGCGGCGGGCGGCGGGCGGCAGACGGCAGACGGGAUUAGAAUAGACCUCUCCUUAUGUAAAAUCUUCCUAGUUGUAAACAGUUGCGCGCCCCUGCCUGAUCUGUGCCGCGAGCAGGCGACGCUCGGGCGGCGGGCGGGCGGCAGUCUAUGCGAAAUGGCGAGGAGACCGAUCCUAUACACGUCACUGCUCUUCUUUGUAGUCGGCUGCGGGCGCGCGGCGGGCGCGUGCGUCAACGCGUCGGCGCAGCUGGAGCUCAUGCUGGCGGAGUACGAGCGCGCGGAGCCGCCGCCGGCCGCGCGCGUGCGCGCCGCGCUCGACGUGCAGCACGCGGCCGUCGACGACCGCGCCGCCAGCGUGCGCCUGCUGGCCGCGCUGCACCUGAACUGGGAGGACAAGCGGCUGUCGUGGAACGCGAGCGCGUGGGGCUGCCGCUACUCGAUGACGGCCUCGGAGAAGCUGUGGCUGCCCGACGUGAGCGCGCUGAACGCGGUGACGGGCGGCGCCGCGGGCGGCGUGGGGCUGCGCGCGCGGCUGGCGAGCGAGGGCCGCGUGUCGUGGGUGCUGCGCUUCGACCUCACGGCGCCGCUGAGCCUGGCGCUGGAGGCGUGGCCGCGCGACGUGCAGCGCGCCGUCUUCAAGUUCGGCUCCAGGCACCACGCCGCGCCCUACAACUUGACCAUCGAGGAUUUGACGCACGCGACGGUGUUCGAGUCGGGCACGUGGGAGCUGCUGCAGGUGACGAGCGAGGAGAGCGCGUGGCGCGGCGGCGACGUGGCGCAGUGGACCGUGACGCUGCGGCGGCGCGCGGCGGCGCACGCGCUGGCGGCGGGCGGCGCGCUGGCGGCCGCCGUGCUGCUGCUGCUGGGCGCCGCGCUGCUGCCGCCCGCCGAGCGCCCCGCGCUGUGCGCGCUGGCGGCCUUCACUGCCGCGCUGUGGCUGACGGCGGCGCUGGCGCGCGUGCCGGCGGCGGCGGAGGCGCCCCGCUGCAUGCGCCUGCUGAACACGGCGUGCGUGUGCGCGGCGCUGCUGGGCGCGGGCGCGGCGCUCGUGCGGCGCGUGGCGGAGUGCUCGUCGCCGCCGCCCGCCGCACUCUACAAGCUCGCGCCGCCCGAACGCGCGGCGGGCUGGAGCGCGUGGGCGGCGGCGGCGCAGCUGCUGGACCGCGCGCUUCUCGCCGCCGUGUCGGCCGUGCUGCUCGUCGUGCUGUGCAUGUUCCUGAGCGCCCUCUAGCGCCGCGCACGGCAGCCUACAGCAGCGGCCGGCGUCAGCGUCAGCGUCAGCGUCAGCGUCAGCCGGUUGUUAAUGCGAUUUAUGAACAUUCUAAAGUGUAACUCUGGUCACUACAAAACUAACAAUAAGAAUAGUGUAAGGAGUGAUGUCAUAUUUUAGAGUUAA